UUUGUAAUGAUUAUAUUGUAUUAAAGCAGCGUAUCAUGAUAUAAGUUGACUAAGGCUGGCCCCCCUCAGAACGGUUACUGAACCGGACAUCAGCAUAAUGGCUAACAACGAUUGCAUAAUCAUUGCAGAGGAGCAGGGAUAUUCAGAUCCCAAAACGGCCGUCAAGUCAAUCGAUGCUGCUUUGAAGAAAAUCGACAAAGAGAUUCAGGUGCUGCAGGACCGCAGGACUGUGCUGCAGCGACGUAAGGCGAAGCUGCAGGACGCUCUGCAGCAGCAGCAGUCUGCUGAACUCGCCCAGCAAGAUUGGCAGCAAGAAAAGUAUCCCUGGAGCUCAGAGUUGCGUCGCCAGCUGAGCACCAGCUUCGGGAUCUCAGAGCUGCGACCGCACCAGCUGCCGACGAUGAACGCGACGCUGUCGGGCACCAACUGCAUCCUCAUCAUGCCAACUGGCGGCGGCAAGAGCCUCUGCUACCAGCUGCCGGCGCUGCUGUCCAAAGGCGUGACGUUGGUGGUGAGCCCUCUCGUGUCCCUCAUUGAGGACCAGCUGCUGGGCCUGCAGAGGCGCGGCAUCAAGGCGGCCUCCCUCACCGCCACGUCCUCAAAGGAAGACGUGGCCUGCGUCAUGACGGGCCUGACGGACGCCGCGUGGCCGUGCAAGCUGCUCUACGUGACGCCAGAGAAGCUGGCUAAGAGCAAGCGGCUCAUGGCGAGGCUGCAGAAGGCGCAUCAGGCGAGCAGGCUUGCCAGGGUCGCCAUCGAUGAGGUGCACUGCUGCUCUCAGUGGGGGCACGACUUCCGGCCUGACUACAAAUUCUUGGGAGUGCUCCGGCAGACGUUCCCUGGCGUGCCGCUGCUGGGGCUCACGGCCACCGCCACCGCGCGCGUCGUGGCGGACGUCCUCAAGAUCCUGAACAUCCCAGACUGUCUGGUGCUGAAGGCGUCCUUCAACAGACCCAACCUUUAUUAUGAGGUCCGCGAGAAGAGCGCCGUGGUGAAGGAUAGCGUCCAGGAGAUCGCGGAGCUGCUACAGACGCGCUACAGGAGCCAGUCCGGCAUCAUCUACACGACGACCAUCAAAGAGACGCUAGACCUCGUCGCCGACCUCAGGGCGCUCGGUCUUAAGGUGGCGCCAUACCACGGCCAGAUGGAGGCAGACGUGCGUAGCAAAGUUCACCGCAAGUGGACCAGCAACGAAUAUCAGGCGGUCGUGGCGACCAUAGCUUUCGGCAUGGGCAUCGACAAGCCUGACGUUCGCUUCGUCAUUCACAACAGCGUUUCCAAGUCCAUGGAGAACUUCUACCAGGAAAGCGGGCGGGCGGGCCGAGACGGAGCGCCGGCGGACUGCCUGCUCUUCUGGAGGUUCGGUGACAUGUUCAAGCAGAGCACGAUGGUCUUCACCGAGCAGACGGGACUUGAGAAGUUCUAUGACGUGCUGGCUUACUGCAUCGAUGCUGCCAGGUGUCGUCGCAUGUUGCUGUCGGAACACUUCGGUGAGCGAUGGAACGCUGCGCAGUGCGAUGGUCAGUGCGAUCACUGCCGCCGUCCUAGGGAGACCAAGCAGGUGGAUCUCACCGAGCACCUGCAGCAGCUCAGCGCCAUCAUCACGCAUGCUGCUGCCAGCGACCAAAGACUCACAGGUCAAAAACUGCUCGACGCUUGGCUGGGCAAGGGCGCCACCAACCUGAGGGUGAAGUCUGCCACCAAUAGCAAGCUGACGCGCACGUUUGCAGAGACCGUCGUCGUGCAUCUCUUGCUGGACAUGUGCCUUAAGGAAGACUUCCACUUCACCCCUUACUCCACCCUCAGCUACAUCGUGCUAGGUCCGAAGGCCGAGGCCGGUCUGCCUCCUAGUCCAUUAAUCGUUGCUGGGGCCAGGAAAUCAUUGUCCGUUGCUCCGUCACAUACCCCUGACCAGCCUCCAGAUCGCAAACCUGCUGGAAAGUCUGAUCGUUUAAACUCAAAGUCAUCCAGCCUUCAACAGUCCCGGGUUCAUGAAUCUCCUGUCAAAAAAUCAACUCUAAGUCCUAGCGCUAAGCCAACGUCAACUAAUCUUAAAAAGCUGACCAGUAAAGCAAAUUCGAAAUCUAUGUCUUCGGAAAUGGAAGCUAAGCCAAGUUACAAGAUUGAGUCUGACUCUGAUGACGAGGUUAUUUGUGAUUCACAAGUGUUCGCUGAUCACGCUACGAGAUCUGACUCGAGGAUUGUACCAACGUCUGCAAGCGAUAAGAGUCCCGGAAAACCUUCGUCGUUGAAGCGUUCUCGUUCCUCCCUCGAUUCAUCUCGAGACAGAAAAAAUAAAGAUUCCGAUACUGCUAAAAAAAUUCGCUUAGCUGAAGAUUUUCAGGAAAGUUCAAAUAAGGUUCUUAAAUUAGACUCAAAUCCCGCGAACACGUCUAAACUUGAUAGGAAAAGCGCGUCUGAGUUCAAUAACCACACCAAGUUGCCAGAUAUCAAGCACAUUGAUAGGUCUUCCUUGUCUCCGCCUCUGAAAUAAAUUGAAAUAUCCAUGUUUUGUCUCGCCAUUGAAGUGUGCGACUAACUUUACUGCAGACAUGCACAAUCAUAUCAAUUGUAACUUUUAAACGACCGUUGGAAGCUACAACAAAUGUGCUUAUCAGUUGUGUUGUACGCAACAGCUAACAAAAUGUGUUCAUCAGUUGUGUUGUACACAACAGCUAACAAAAUGUGCUUAUCAGUUGUGUUGUACACAA
Messenger RNA from Hyalella azteca, 2711 nucleotides. Its product is annotated as ATP-dependent DNA helicase Q1. Gene Ontology annotation, biological process: double-strand break repair via homologous recombination. Lineage: Eukaryota; Metazoa; Arthropoda; Malacostraca; Amphipoda; Hyalellidae. The transcript is spliced from 15 exons. The coding region runs from base 98 to 2494 and encodes 798 amino acids. Gene Ontology annotation, cellular component: cytoplasm; chromosome. Gene Ontology annotation, molecular function: 3'-5' DNA helicase activity; nucleic acid binding; ATP binding. The record is from RefSeq and is a predicted model, not a curated record.